This is a messenger RNA of Dromaius novaehollandiae (emu), 1329 nucleotides long. It is a transcript of the gene EN2, whose product is annotated as engrailed homeobox 2. NCBI's taxonomy places the organism in Eukaryota, Metazoa, Chordata, Aves, Casuariiformes, Dromaiidae. The transcript is spliced from 2 exons. The coding region runs from base 1 to 864 and encodes 287 amino acids. The record is from RefSeq and is a predicted model, not a curated record. Gene Ontology annotation, molecular function: DNA-binding transcription factor activity, RNA polymerase II-specific; RNA polymerase II cis-regulatory region sequence-specific DNA binding. Gene Ontology annotation, biological process: multicellular organism development; neuron differentiation; regulation of transcription by RNA polymerase II. Gene Ontology annotation, cellular component: nucleus.
AUGGAGGAGGGCGGCCGGAGCCCCCGCGAGGAGGCGGCCGAGCCGCAGGAGUGCGGCGGCGACGCGGAGCCCGGCGGCGGGCGGCGGGCGCUGCUGCUGCCCGCGGUGCUGCCGGCGCCCGGCGAGGCGCCGCACCCGCACCCGCACCGCAUCACCAACUUCUUCAUCGACAACAUCCUGCGGCCCGAGUUCGGGCGGAGGAAGGAGGCGGGCGGCGCCGGCGCCGAGCCCCGGCGGCCCGGCGCGGAGAGCCGCCGCAGCCCCGCCGCGGCGCCGGCCCCCGGGGCGCCGCUGCCCGCCGGCGGGGCCGGCUCGCCGGGCCGGGGGGAGGGCGGCCCCGCGGCGCUGGCCCUGCACGGCGCCGCCAAGAAGGGCGGCGACCCGGCGGCGCUGGAGGCGGCCCUCAAGGCGCGGGGGCUCGGCGGCGGCGAGCUGUCGGUGAGCUCGGACUCGGACAGCUCCCAGGCCAGCUCCAACGCCGGCGCGCAGCCCAUGCUCUGGCCCGCCUGGGUGUACUGCACGCGCUACUCGGACAGGCCCUCCUCAGGUCCCCGCUCGCGCAAACCAAAGAAGAAGAACCCCAACAAGGAGGACAAGCGGCCGCGCACCGCCUUCACGGCCGAGCAGCUGCAGAGACUCAAGGCCGAGUUCCAGACCAACCGCUACCUGACGGAGCAGCGGCGGCAGAGCCUGGCCCAGGAGCUGGGCCUCAACGAGUCCCAGAUCAAGAUCUGGUUCCAGAACAAGCGCGCCAAGAUCAAGAAGGCCACGGGCAGCAAGAACUCGCUGGCGGUGCACCUCAUGGCCCAGGGGCUCUACAACCACUCCACCACGGCGAAAGACGGCAAGUCGGACAGUGAAUAGGGGCGGGCGGCGGGGGGGCGGUCGAAGUUUAUACAAUGCAAUAAUUUAAUUAAAAAAAAGAAGAAGGGCCAGUGUAUAAAGAUUAUACCAGCAUUAAUAGUGAAAAUAUCGUGUACUAGAUAUAAUUCUGCAAUAUUCUAUGUAUAUAUAAUUUACAGGUAAGGUGGUGUAAAAAUCCGAGAUAUCUGAUUAUAAAAUAUUUUUUGAUUUUUUUCCCUUUGGUUUUGGGGGUUUGGUUGGUUUUUUUUGUUUUGGUUGUACGGAGAUUUUAGAUGCUAUCUUUAUGAUUUUUUUUAAUGCUUAAGUUACAUUUUUAUAGACUUAAGCGCUGUUUUAAUGGACAUCGGACACUGUUUUUUGAAAUUCAAAAAAAAAUUAAAAACAACUUUUGCUGAAGUCCAAAGAUUUUUAUUGCUGCAUUUCACACGACUGUGAACCGAAUAAAUAGUUCUCCUAUUUGUUCUA